Sporothrix brasiliensis 5110 is the source of this 687-nucleotide messenger RNA. RefSeq lists its product as uncharacterized. The record is from RefSeq and is a predicted model, not a curated record. The transcript has 2 exons. Lineage: Eukaryota; Fungi; Ascomycota; Sordariomycetes; Ophiostomatales; Ophiostomataceae. The coding region runs from base 1 to 687 and encodes 228 amino acids.
AUGUCCGCCCCUGUCGCCCUCAUCCUCGGCGCUGGCUCCAACACGGGCCAGGCCGUCGCGCGCGCGUUUGCCGCCGACGGCUACAAGAUUGCGCUGGUGGCGCGCUCGCUGAAGGAGGCAGACAGCGCGGACGGGUACCUGCGCAUCCGCGCCGACCUGGCGGACCCGUCGUCGGUGGCGGGCAUUUUUGCCAAGGUCAAGGCGCAGCUGGGGGCGCCAAAGGUGGUUGUGUACAAUGCUUCUGGCGGACGGCCGCCGAUGCCGCCGCUGGCCACGACGCUGCCCGAGUUCACGACGGUGUUCAACAUCAACACGACGACCGCGUAUGCCGCCGCCAAGGAGGCCGUCAAGGCGUUUGGCGAGCACUCGGUGCCCACGGGCGUUUUUAUUUUUACGGGCAACAUCACCAACAUCCACCCGAUCCCCACCAUGGCGCCCAUGAGCGCCAGCAAGUCGGCCACGGCCACGCUGAUCCAGUCGUACGCCGAGUGGGCGGCGUCGUCGCCGCAGGCCCCGCGCGGGAUCCGCUUCUACUAUGCCGACGAGCGCUUUGCCGACGGCUCGGCCGUGUACGGCGCCAUCAACGGCGAGGCGCACGGCGCCAUGUACACGGCGCUGGCGCGGGCGCCGACGCAGGGCCCGUGGCUGCAGACGUUUGUCAAGGGCAUUGGGUACAAGGCGUUUUAG